CAGUACCAGAAAUGGAGCCUGUGACUAACAAUGUGGAUGAUAAGAAGGAAGAUCAUGUUGGGCCAAGAAGGAGGGUCAUUGGGCCUGAAAUGCCAUCCGCUGACUUACUUGCUGCAGCAGCCAAACUAACAGAAGCUGAAGCAGAACUAAGGGAGGCUGAGUUGGAUGGAGACGAUGACCUAUUUAUAGGACCUCCACCUCCUGCUGUUGUUAAAGAAGCUGAGUCUGCAAAUGAAGCUGAGCGUUUUGAGGAGAUCACAAGAAUAAUUGCUGCCGAUGCAGAUAGUCCAUAUGAUAUUGUUGGGGUGAACAAAGAUAUGGCAGCUGGAAACAUAAAGAAAAGGUAUUGGAAGUUGUCACUGAUGGUUCAUCCUGACAAAUCUUCUCAUCCCCAAGCUCACCAAGCGUUUGUUAAGUUGAACAAGGCAUUUAAGGAUUUACAGGAUCCUGCAAAGCGAAAAGUACUAGAUGACAAGUUAAAGGAAAAGGAGGAACGAGAAGCAUUUCAGAUAGAGCUGAAAGCGAUGCGUGAAGCUGCUCAAUGGAGACGUCUGCAAGGUAUAGCAAUGGAGGGUGAUGACCUACUUCUGGCAGAGAUGGAUGCAAAAGCUCCCCCAAAGAGAGACGAAUGGAUGACUACAUUACCUCCCGAAAGAAAGCAUGCCACCGGCGCGAGCAUGCAUUCAACGAGGUUUAGCAAGACCGGCAAAGAAGGACGUGGCGAUACAAGUGUUUGGACAGAUACACCUUCAGAACGAGCUCAAAAGGCAAAAAUGAAUUAUCUGGAAGCUUACAACGAAGCUGCAGCACUUGCUUCAAAUGAACAAGAAAACACAAAAAAUAGUGCUGAUGCAGAACUGGUAGAUCAGUACAACAAAGCCAAACGAUCCAAAUCCUUGGUAGAAAAGCACAUGGAGUCAGCCAAGAGUCGUUCAAAGAAAAAGACCAAGCAGGGCAAGCAGGAGCCAAGAAAUGAAGAAUGGGAAGGGAAUCACCCAUGGAAACCUUGGGACCGGGAGAAGGAUCUGACUGCUGGAAGGCAGAGCGUAAACUUGGACGCGGAUAACAUGGCUAAGGGUCUUACUUCCAGGUUUUCUUCUGGAUCCUUCCAAAGAAACUUUCUUUGAACCACUCGCUUGCAUCGUUAUAUGCUGUGUUUCGUGUGAAUCUCGAUUUGUGAUCUGUUGCUUUCUCUAUCUUGAUAGUGUUAUAAUCAUAAUUACACUCAUAUCUGUUGUAUCUCCACAUUCCAAAAUACAUCUAAUUUUACAUCACAUGUACAUCUAA
Molecule: messenger RNA, 1287 nt
Organism: Salvia hispanica
Lineage: Eukaryota; Viridiplantae; Streptophyta; Magnoliopsida; Lamiales; Lamiaceae
Source: RefSeq, a predicted model, not a curated record